AGGAGGACCAGAAACCAGCUGAGGAGCUGAGUGAACAUCUGUCCAACACUGAAUCAGCAGGAGAGGAAAUCCUGUCAUCCUGUUAUGACAUGAUAGGCAGCUUAAAAGCCCGGAUAGAGGAUAAGAAGAGGGAUGAACACCUGGACAUGACAGAGGAGAAGAAAGUGGGGAAGAAGUGUGACAGAAAAACAAAGAAACAUAAACACAAGAGCACAUCAGGAGAGCUCGGAGCUACAAAUGGUUUGUCUGAAGGCUAUGCUAGCAGAAGAGCGAAUGAGGAGAUCAGUUCAACAUCCUAUAGUGUACAACCUGAUGGACUCUCUAACCAGCACUGCCCAGUUUCCCAUCCUGCCUCAGCUGUAACAGCACCCAGUUUGCUCCACCUUCUGCAUUUCACCCCUGAGGAAUUAGCUGCUUCCCCAGGAAUCGAAGCGGAAACCUUUCCAGAAAUGGACUUCACAGAAAGUCUUCCAGAAUCACACUGCAGCCACAAGUCGAGUCCUCGCCGUGCUGAGAUAAAACUCGGUGCUUCUCCCCAGCCGACGCCAAGGCUUUCUAAAGAAGUCCCGUCAGAUCAUUACAGGAGAGGAAGUAAAAGCCCUGGAGAGGGUUCAGGAAAGUCACAUCACAAGCAGCCCGUUCCCUCACCAAGGAAGCCCAUGAAUCGCUCUCCUGAUGCUACAUAUUCAAGGACUCGUUCUGUCAGUGGAGUCGGGGCAGACUCCUUUAAAUGUAAACAGAAGAAUAAAGGUGGCGACAGAAAGCUGAAGACACCCAGAGGCAGGAGUCACGCUGCUGCAGUGGAUGAAUCCAGAAAAGCAUCUCUGAGUUACCACACGCCAGACUUCUCCAAAGUAGAACCCAAAGUCCACUUCCCCAAAGGUUCCUACAAACCCCCCAAGAGCAGACACUCUGUUACUAGAGAUUCCCUGUCGCCUGAGCCCCCGUUGGUGUUUAAAUCGCCGGCUGACAUUGUGAAGGAAGUCCUCCUGUACACCGAUGGAUCUCCUGCCUCGUCAGACUGCGACGGAUCACCAACCGCCGGCGCCACGAACUCUACCGUGCCUCUGGAUUUCAGGUCCAAGAGAAAUGCCACCACGCUGCUCGAACAGCUUCAGGAAGCCUACAACAGUCUGCUGACUAAGUACGCCGAGGCGGAGAACACCAUUGAUCGUCUGCGUCUGGAAGCCAAGGUGAACCUGUACUCAGAUCCUCCAAAGCCGGGUCACUCUGUGCAGGCAGGACUGAACCACGACGCCUCAAAGCUCAUAAAACUGGAUUUUCCUCAGGCUCAGAGAGCAGAGAUCAGCUCAUCUCUUCAUCCAAAUGGACACAACUCUCAUCAGGGAAGUUCAGCUGCCUGUCGGUCUCCCAGAAGUCCGGUUCCUCAGCUGGGACAGCAGCUCGCCAGUAUUCUCUUCAUUCAGACUGACAAGUUCCUCCAGCAGCUACAGACUUUCGAGCAUCUCCUGAAGAGCGAGAAACUCAAACCGUUUGAGCAAAUUGAGGGUCUUGCUCAACUCUCCGAGGGGCUCGACUCUUUAGAAAGAGGCUACCUGUUGGCAAGGGAUGAGCACAAAGUCCUGCAGCAGCGAGGCGUAGAAAUCAGCCCCUUUGACCCUGAACGGGAGCUGGAGGGGCUGAUCUUUCAGUGUGGGCUGAGAAUGGAUGAACUGAAGGAGCAGGUGGAGCAGAUGCGACGGCAGCAGCCGACCUGCGAGGCUCCAGCGACUCCACCUCCUCGACCCACCGCCUCAUCUACGUGUUCUACAGCAGGAGAAAUCCUGGUUCAUCCACAGAGCCCACCUGAGCCUUCGCCGGUUGAUCCUAGUGACGCAGCACGAGUGGAGGUGAGCUCAGCCAGCAAUGAGAGCGACGAAGACGAGGCAGAGCUGGACGAUGAAGAAACUCUGGACUCUCUCUACCUCAAACCUCCAAAUGGAAAACUCAGAUGUGUUGAACAAGACUUCCCCGUGACGGUUGAUCACUACCAAAGCUUCAAGGAGCUUCCCAAACGUCUAGAUCACAACCUGAGAGAAAGAGUUCCCCCAUCAGCUGCUUUAAAAACUGACAUGCAGCCUGAGGACAAGAGGGACGAGAGACUCGGUCAAGAAACCGAAAACAGCGACAUCUGGAAGACUCUCCCACUGAGUAAAUCCAAUUCAGACCAUCCAGACUCUCCUGCUGGAACCAGCAAACAGUGGAGCAGCAGGUCCAGUCCUCUUUCAUGCAGGGCCUCCAGCCAGUCCAGUAGAAGGAGGCUGGAGCUGAAGAAGUCCCACAGCAGCAGCCUGAGCAGCCUGGGAGAUGUUCCUGCAGCAGAGAGGAGGAGCUCUAAGGGUCUGACUGGGAACAGGAGGGCACUUUCUCAGGAUGGGAUCAUCUCUCCGGAGACUGACAGCGGGUUUGUUGGUUCAGACAGCAGCCGACUGACUCCUGCAGCAGCUGCCAGUCCUCUCCAGCAGAGGGCCUCAGAGAGCGGCGCUUCGGUGCCUCAGGAUGGGAACUCUGGAAGGCCUCAGACAGGCCCGGGCUCCACCACACCUCCAUCUACAUCACAUCGUCGAACAGCCGCAGAGCCCAGAGUCGACUCCCAGGACCAACAAGGAACCGGACCGGGACAGAGGAGACGCACCUUCUCCUGCUCUCCACAGAACUGGAUCAGUCAGAGGGAACGAAUGCCGGUGGACAGUGUGCUGGAGAGUGACGGCACUCACACUGGCUCUGAAGACACCGACGGCUACUACAGAUCCAUCGACUCCCUCCACAGCUCCAGCUCCUCCCCGGCUGCUCGGUAUCACCAUGGCAAUUCUCAGGCGGCAAAUUGCGAUGAUGCAAUCCAGACUCUGGAGGCUGAAAUUACCAAACUAAAAGAGAGACUGGAAAGCUGUCUGAGGAAUAAGAAACCUCUGAGCUCUGUGAAAGCAGCUCCAGAGAGCCCUGCACCUCAAGCCAGGUCUGUGGAGCAACAGAGGGAAGCCAGUGGUGGAAGAAGAGAAACACAAACGGUUGAUGAGGUAGAAGAUGAAUCUGUGCUGAGACGAACGACCAGAUCAACUUCUGCACAAAGACUAGAGCCACAACACGACAUCUUGAGAAGGUCAGAGCUGGACUCCUCCCCUCCUCAGCCUCAGGUGUCCAGAUGUACGCAAACAUCUGCAGCAGCAGACGACCGCCAUCGACGCACAACAUCAGUCCACAGCAGGAGAACACAAACCCGGCAGCAUCCUGUCGCAGCAGACGAACCUGACAGCAGGAGAAGUCGAGCUGCUGUUUGUCCUCAGUGUUUGUCGGGUCGCAGAGGACGAACUGAACGUCCAGCUGGUGGCAUCAGAGAGUCGACUCCUUCGUCCUCUCGCUGUCAUCACUGUCCUCUCUGUGGACGCCUCGAGCCCAACAGAUGCUCAGAACCAGACCGCCGCAGACACUCGGAGUCUCCCGACAGAACGACGAGCAGAAGAUACUUCACAGCUUCACCGGCGCUGCUGGAGUACCGGCCGGUCUGCCCACCACAAGUCCUGUUGAUCCCGUCGCCCCUCUAUGUGUCUCCGAACACCAGCACUGGAUCAGCGGUUGGAGGCAGGAGAAGACGCUCGCUGUCGGCCGACAGACAGCUCUCGGUGGACGGUUCCCUGAACAGAGCCAUCAGAGCAGCUCGAACCAUGAAGCACACCUCCAGAAACAUGGCUCGAUCUCUGGCCUCCGGGCUGCAGUACCAGGAGCUGCUCACUCAGUCCUGCAGCUACUAGACUCAACUCGACUUCACAGGCAGCUCAGACUGAAAUCACCAGUUCAGCUGCAGGAUGAGGCUGUUAGCAGGAGCCAACAGAACUGAAGGAAGGACCAAAGUGAAUAAAAGGCUAAAAAACUUCUCUUCGUACAUUUUUUUUUUGGUUCCUCUAUUUUGGGAAGGACUGUUGUUUACGGAUUUUUUAAAAAUGUUUUUAAAGGUAAAUUUUUAUUGUGUAUCUCAGGUAGUCAAACUUGAAUCGGCUGCAUAAUAUUCUUCUAAAACGAUGUUUAGGUGUGCAUUAACACAACGACUCAAACAACACAAUACUGUAGACAAACGUUUUCAUGUCCAUCAGCAGACGUGACGUUCAGCUGACCUGAUGUUGUCAUUGCUUAGCGCUCUAUUUCGAGCUAUUUAUUAAUAAUGUGACUUAUUUUCUAUUUGUAGAAAAUAACUUCAGUGUUACUUUAGUUGCUGUAGAAACGUUGAUGUUGUCACGGUGAGAUUUUAUGCUGUAAAUGAAACGCACUCGUUCUUGCAACUGUUGUGAUGAACUCGGCUUUGGAUGCUUGAACCUUGAGAUGCUGGAUAUCCUCAAACUUACUAUGUUGUUCAUGUCAUUUUAUAUUUGUAAAUUGUGAAGUUUUUUACAUUUUGUACAGUAUUUCAUAAGCUUGCAGGUGUGCUUUAUCCAAGUAGGACUCUGUUGUUACUGUUUACCUUCAUAUGGCUGAAAUGUUCACACAUCAGGACUGCAGAGAUGAAGACUUUUAGCAUCCAGUGUGAUUAAAAACAUACGACCGGCAACACAGAGGAAUAAAACUAUUUAAAAUACUG
Messenger RNA from Stegastes partitus (bicolor damselfish), 4570 nucleotides. RefSeq names its product AT-hook-containing transcription factor. Gene Ontology annotation, cellular component: centrosome. Gene Ontology annotation, biological process: neuroblast delamination; epithelial to mesenchymal transition; neuroblast division in subventricular zone. The record is from RefSeq and is a predicted model, not a curated record. The coding region runs from base 90 to 3749 and encodes 1219 amino acids. NCBI's taxonomy places the organism in Eukaryota, Metazoa, Chordata, Actinopteri, Pomacentridae. The transcript has 23 exons.